Messenger RNA from Linepithema humile (Argentine ant), 3555 nucleotides. Its product is annotated as sodium- and chloride-dependent betaine transporter-like. Lineage: Eukaryota; Metazoa; Arthropoda; Insecta; Hymenoptera; Formicidae. Gene Ontology annotation, cellular component: plasma membrane. The record is from RefSeq and is a predicted model, not a curated record. Gene Ontology annotation, biological process: sodium ion transmembrane transport.
CGUAAUUUUUUUCUUUUUCUUUUCAAAGUUUUUUUGAGUUUUCCAAGUCGACAAUUCUAACAGAUAAUCAAAGGAAUGUAUUCAUGUGAAUUCGAUCUUUAAACUAGUGAAAAUACAUGCUCGAUAUUUGUAGGAACACUUGCGUUAUCUAAAUCGGGCGACAUCGUUGUCUUAUCAGAUUUUCUGUAAACAGCUCAGAGAUUAUAAUACUUUACAACCCAUUUUUAAUAAAAACUUUGAGCGUCGUUCUUGUGCGAAGCGAUCGAAUUUACUUGUGUGCGCGAGACUUGCGAUCGAGUAGAUCCGGAAAUUAUCUUUCGAUAAUCGCUCCUUCAAAUUAUCUCGUUACAUAUUAUUAUAGCCUGAUUGCGGCGACGGUCAGAUAGUCAUUAACGCUCCAAGACAGAUCAAGAGAGUAACACAGCGCGAUAGACAAAUCAAACGUUACCAAAUUUACAAUGGAAAACGGAUCUAGAAAAUCAUCUCAGGCGAAGAGGGUUUCUCUCGGAGUUGGCGGUGCUUUGGUGGAGCGUCCGGACGAGCCGGAGCGAGGCGCUUGGUCCAACCAGAUCGAAUUUGUUCUAUCCUGCAUCGGGUAUGCCGUUGGCAUCGGCAAUGUUUGGCGUUUCCCUCUCUUCAUAUAUCGCAAUGGCGGCGGCGCCUUUCUGAUACCCUUCAUUAUUAUGCUGAUCACGAUGGGCAUGCCUAUAUUCUUCCUGGAGCUUUGUAUGGGUCAGUAUACCGGAUUCGGGCCCGUAAAAGCUUUCCGUCACAUGGCACCGGCUUUUCACGGUCUAGGCUAUUGCACGCUGGUCGUCAUUCUGCUAGUAAUGAUAUACUACAUGGUAAUCGUCGCGUGGACUUUAUUUUACACUUUCGCUUCUUUCUCGUCAAAACUCGCUUGGGCAUAUUGCGAUAAUGAUUUCAACACGAACGAUUGUUACAGCGGUCUUCAGGAUGGAGAGUGUCAGGAGAUUAACUCAAGCUAUAUAUUUUUCAACAAGACCUGCAUGAACGCAAACAAAGUCUGUACCGAAUUGGGUUUCCAGUUUGGCAACACCACCCACUGCAUUUUUGAGAAUAAAACAGCCAUGGCGCGCGGUGAUACUUAUAAUCGGAUACUGGCGUCCGAAGAGUACUUCAGAGACUACGUUCUCGGUUUACGCGGCGCCACUUGGGAGAACUUCGGCGGCAUGCGAUGGGAACUCUUCGGAUGCCUCACGCUAGCCUGGAUAGUGUGCUACUUCUGUCUGGUGCGCGGCAUCCAGAGCGUCGGCAAGGUCGUCUACUUCACUGCGCUUUUCCCUUACUUGAUACUCACGAUUCUGCUAAUACGAGGUGCUACAUUGGAGGGUGCCGAUGAAGGCGUUCUAUGGUACAUCAAGCCUGACUUUUCAACGCUGAACAGCGCCACAGUGUGGGCGGACGCCGCCUCCCAAGUCUUUUAUUCGCUCGGUAUCAGCUGUGGAUCUCUGGUCACUCUCGCGAGCUACAGCAAAUUCCACAACAAUUGCCACAGAGACACUAUCUUCGUCACCUUCGCAAAUCUAUUCACGUCCAUUUUCGCCGGCUUCGUGAUAUUCUCGAUACUCGGAUUUCUGGCUCGAGAGAUGCAAAUGCCGAUCGACAAGGUGGUCCAGAGUGCGGAGGGAUUGGCCUUUAUCGCUUACCCGGAGGCGGUGGUGCGGAUGCCGGUCGCGAAUCUCUGGGCCAUUCUGUUCUUCUUCAUGCUCUUCAUACUCGGCCUCGGCAGUCAGUUUGCAGGCGUGCAAGCGAUAAACACCGCCAUACUGGACAGGCGUCCGGAUUUGCGAAAAUACGAGGCCUUUGUGAUAUUGGGUAUAUGCGUUGCCUGCUGGCUCCUAGGGAUCCCGAUGGUGUUCGACGGCGGUAUCUACCUGUUCAAAUUGAUGGACUGGCAUACUGCCUCCUGGGCGAUCCUAUUGAUCGGCUUUGCCGAGGUGGUUAUAGCCUCUUGGUUCUACGGAUGCAACAAAUUUCUGGAUAACCUCGCCGAAAUGAAAAUGAAAUUCGGCCGUUAUCUACGCGGCUUCUGGUGGUUCUGCUGGGUCGUCCUUGCACCUCUCACUUGCCUGGGGGUCUUUGUAUAUCAACUAGAUCAAACCGACUUCCAGGGGAACUAUGGCUCGUACGUAUUCCCCGUCUGGGCGGGCGUAAUUGGGAUCGGAAUCGGACUAGCAACGUUGGUGCCGUUACCGAUCUUCUUCUUCAUACAACUCUGGAAAACGAAGAACAUCCGGGCUUUAUUUCGACCUACCAAAUUAUGGAGGCCGGCUGAAGAAAAGAAUGUGCUGGAUAACAACAGCGUCAGCACUGCGGUGGUUAAUCCGGCCUACGCUUCUUCCGAUAAAAUUUAGAAUUUUUAAUUUAAUGAAUAGAUUAUGAGAAAGAUUUGAAGAAAUUCCAAAAUACAAAAUACUUUCUAAUAUAUUCACAUCUAGAAAUAUGCGGAUACAUUUUUAGAUGUGAGUUCAACGCAAAAAUAUAAAAAAAGCUACAUGAAUUUUAAAAAAUGUUAAAAGUUUUUAUGAAUAUUUAUAUUGCACCGGUUGCUCGUUUACAGCGAAUACUCAAAUUAGACCAUCUUGAAUUUGAAUAUAAGUCUUUGUAAUUAUGAAUCUUUCUUCUAUAUAGAAAAACUAUUAAAAUUAUUAAAGAAUUUCGUCUACAAUUUGAAAAUAAUUUUAGAUUAGAUAAGCGUUUAUGUAUUUUUUUUUUACAUUAUUUUCGCGUGUUGUAUUUAUCUUCAAAAUUGUGUACGUUUAAUAAGCGCGUUAUAUCCAAUUUUGAAAGCUCUUAUGGUUCUUUAAAUAUUUAGAGCAAUUCUGAAAUAAUCAUACGGAAAACUAACUAUUUAUUGCGGUCUUUCUAAUAGUAGUUACGGAAAAAAUUUACAUUAAUAAAUAAAAUGAAGAAAUGAUGGAGAUGUAUAUGUAUGUAUACAGGAAGAGAAAAUAAUUUAUUCCGUUCUAAAAAUAUUAACCUGAUUGUGAGAACAAAAGUGUCACAUUAAAGUAAUAGAAUAAAAGUAUAAUUAAUGAAUAAGCUUUUUACGCUGCACGAAGAUUCUUUUCGAUAAAAUUCUCAGUUUAAUUAAUAUAUAUAAAUUUAUCGUCUCUGUGUGAUAUUAUAUUUAAAUGAACAUAAUAAUCUUUCCACUAUGUAAAACUUUUAAUCAAGUACAUCUAUGUUCACAGAAUACACACGGCGUGUUUAGUUUUUUGAAAAGUUUGUUUCUGGAUUUAAUUGGUUUUCGUCUUCUCGGUUCUCCAAUUAUACACACAAUACAUCUUUAACAUUAAUUGCGCAAGGCAGUAACAAUUAACUGCUUUUUCAAUAAGAUUUUUUUCUCUUACGGUAAUUUAAAAAACUUUAGCAUCAUUUAUAUUCUAAUGAUAAUUAUAUAAGAAUAUCUACUUCGAAUUAACUCUGUCACGAUUAACGGAAUAUACAUGUUCUACUUUAUUUUCGAUUUAUAGUUUUAUCUUACGCAAAAUGAGAUAAAAAAAGAAGGCCAAUAAAAUAUUCAUUCUA